AUGGAAAGUGGCCAGCAAAACUUCUUCAUCCUCAUAAUGGUUGUGCAGUUCAUAAUUGGAAAUUUGAGUAAUGGAUUUAUAGUACUGUUAAAUUUUAUUGACUGGGUCAAUAAAAGAAAGCUCUCCUCAGUUGAUCAAAUUCUCGUCAUGUUGGCCAUUUCUAGAAUUGGACUCAUCUGGGAAAUAUUAGUAAGUUGGUUUCAACUUAUGGAUUCUUUACUUUCAGUAGUAGAUGUAAAACUAAUAAUUACUAUUUUUAUCUGGAUAUUGUCCCAUCAUUUCACUGUCUGGCUUGCUACAGUCCUCAGUAUCUUUUAUUUGCUCAAAAUAGCCAGUUUCUCCAGGCCUAUUUUUCUCUUUCUGAAGUGGAGAGUAAAAAAAGUGACUCUGAUGAUACUGCUAGGAAGCUUGGUCUUCUUGUUUUUAAAUCUGAUACAGAUAAAAGCACAUAUUGAAGACUGGAACAAUUGGUAUGAAGGAAUCACAACUUGGAAUUCCACAGUGAGUGAUUCUGCAACAUUAUCACAGCUGAUCAUAUUCAACAUAACUAUGUUCUCCCUCACACCAUUUAUUCUGGCCUUGAUCUCUUUUCUGCUGCUUAUCUUCUCCUUGUGGAAACAUCUCCAGAAGAUGCAGCUCAAUUCCAAAGGACACAGAGAUCCUAGAACCAAAGCUCACACAAAUGCCUUGAAAACAAUGAUCUCUUUCCUCCUAUUCUACACUAGUUACUUUCUGUCCCUUUUCAUGUCAUGGAUUUCUCAGAUAUAUAAGAUUGAACUGGUCCAUAUACUUGCCCUGAAUAUUGGACUCCUCUAUCCUUCAAGCCACUCACUUAUCCUGAUUCUGGGAAACUCCAAGUUAAGGCAGGCCUCUCUUUUGGUGCUGAGGCAGCUGAAGUGUGGGACAAAGGAUGAGAAGCUCACAAUUCCAUAA
This is a messenger RNA of Heterocephalus glaber (naked mole-rat), 933 nucleotides long. Its product is annotated as taste receptor type 2 member 13-like. NCBI's taxonomy places the organism in Eukaryota, Metazoa, Chordata, Mammalia, Rodentia, Bathyergidae. The record is from RefSeq and is a predicted model, not a curated record. Gene Ontology annotation, biological process: sensory perception of taste; detection of chemical stimulus involved in sensory perception of bitter taste; G protein-coupled receptor signaling pathway. Gene Ontology annotation, cellular component: membrane. Gene Ontology annotation, molecular function: G protein-coupled receptor activity; bitter taste receptor activity.